AUGGCAGCGGCGAAGCCGCGGUCUGCUCGAUCGACGUCUCUCAAUUCUUCCGAGUCCGAGAAGUUGGAAGGCACCGGCAGCUGGGACGCUCUUGAAUGGACCAAAAUUGAGCCGGUUUCGCGGUCGGUUACUCAUGUGAACUUGGAUUGUUUGCUGGAAGCGGAGGUGGUCAUAGUUGAGGGAUAUGGUGUUGUUCUUGUUAAUACGGAUGAGGCUGGAACCUUGUUAGUUACUAACUUUCGUCUUCUCUUUCUGAGUGAAGGAACCAGAGAUAUCAUCCCACUUGGUACAAUUCCUUUGGCAACUAUUGAGAAGUUCAACAAAAUGGUCGUGAAGGUGCAAUCAACUGCUCGUCAAACUGACAAGACUCCAUCACAACGGCUUCUCCAGAUAGUUGGAAAAGAUAUGAGGGUUAUUGUCUUUGGUUUUCGCCCUCGAACAAAGCAGAGGCGCGCUGUGUUUGAUGCAUUACUGAGGUGCACAAAGCCACUUAGAAUCUGGGACCUCUACGCUUUUACUUCUGGGGCUUCCAGAUUCCAUAAUACAAACCCAAAAGUGCGGUUGUUGAAUGAGUAUUUUCGUCUUAUCGGAAGAACGUCAAAACGAGCAUCGAUAAAUAUGAUUGAAGACGGGGUAUUUACAUUGUCUAAUGAGUUAUGGAGGAUAAGUGAUAUAAAUGCCAACUAUUCCUUGUGUUCGACUUACCCAUUUGCUUUGAUUCUUCCAAAAUGUAUUAGCGAUGAAGAAGUGAUUCAGGCCUCCACUUUUCGGGCAAGGUGUCGCUUGCCUGUAGUCUCUUGGUGUCAUCCUGGAACUGGAGCAGUGCUCGCACGUUCAUCCCAGCCUUUAGUUGGUCUGAUGAUGAAUAUGAGGAGCAAUGCUGAUGAGAAGAUUGUUGCGGCAUUUUGUGCUAAACUAGGUGGUGGAAAGGGGGAACGGAG
Messenger RNA from Carica papaya (papaya), 941 nucleotides. The record is from RefSeq and is a predicted model, not a curated record. Lineage: Eukaryota; Viridiplantae; Streptophyta; Magnoliopsida; Brassicales; Caricaceae.